GAAAGCGAGUUCUGGAUCGAAGGAAUUUUGGGACCUGAUGGAGCCGUAUUUCCGGGAGAUUCACUGGGAUGAUAUUGAGUCGAUAAUGCAGAUUCCAUUUCUCGGGUUUAAUGGGCGGCUCGAUCCAUGCUUUCUUGUGCCUUUCGUGGGCAGUGCGAAGGAUUCUGUGGAGAAUUACGACCCUUCUUGUGUGCUCGUGGAAGACGAAAGCUCACAUUUAAACUCAAAUUUGGGCAAGGACAACGAUGAGUUGGAGAGUAACAUAGUCCAUAGCAAACAAGAUUUGCUUGAGAGCUCAGAUUUUGUUGGGGCUAAUAUGGAGCUGGUCAUCAACAAUGGGUCUAAUGAUGAGCACGGGGAUCAGGAUAUGCAGGAGGUGGUUUUGCAGGAAGAGCAGCCGAUGGAAGUUGAACAAGGUCAUGGUAAGAGUGAUGCCAUAGCUUUGCCAACGUGCAGGGAGGAACCAGAGGCUUCAUUGCAUUGGCUCCUGGGUGCAAGAGACCGAUUUGUGCUCACCUCAGAGCGCCCGAACAAGAAGAGGAAGUUGUUGGGUGCAGAUGCUGGGCUAGAGCGGCUUGUGCAACUGCCACUCUUGGAAGGUGAGACUGGUACAACCUGUGAUGUAUGUUGUUUGAGAGAGAGUGGUACAUCCUCCAAUAAGAUGCUACAUUGCAGUAGCUGUGAGGUGUCAGUGCACCAGAAAUGUUAUGGCGUGCAUGUUGUGCCAGAUCAAUCUUGGUUGUGUGCCUGGUGUAAGAGUAUCAGAUCUGCACGGAGGCACACACGGAGUGAUGCAGGAAGAACUGCCUUAAUGCCUUGUGUGCUUUGUCCAAAGGAGAAAGGUGCUUUGAAGCCUGUAAAAAGGGAAUCUGAUCAAAUUACAGAUGGGGGCAACCAAAAAUUUGUACACUUGUUUUGUAGUCUCUGGACACCAGAGGUUGUUGUAGAGAACAUGGAUUCAAUGGAACCAGUUACUAAUGUAGAAGAUAUACAAGAGAACCGGACAAAAUUGGUGUGCAGUCUUUGCAAGGUCAUGCAUGGUGCAUGCAUUCGAUGUAGCCAUGGAGCAUGCCGGGCCUGCUUUCACCCUAUAUGUGCAAGAGAGUCAAAGCAUCAGAUGGAGAUAUGGGGGAAAACUGGGAACGCCAAUGUUGAGAUGAGGGCAUUUUGCUUGAAGCAUUCGUCCGUCCAAGAAACUAGCUCAAUACAGAAUGGCAAAAUCUCUGCUGAAGAGGAUACCUCACAAAUCGAGCUUGAUGAUGCAGCCCUUGUUACUCAGAAGAAACAACAACUGAGAUUUACACGCAAUAACAAGGACAAAUGUACCAACAGCACGAUUGUUAGCUCUAGUUCAUCUAGCCUAAACAAACAGGCGACAGAAUUGGCCACGUCUCCAUCUACUGCUAGGAGUAUGGAAAGUCAAGAUACCCAUAUCACAGAUAUGGCUGUUGAUCGACCUAGAGAAGAUAGUAAUCUGAGCAAUUCGGGUGAUGUUUCUACAGCUCUUAGAAAGCUAAUUGAUGAAGGAAAGGUUAAUGUGGGGGAAAUAGAAUCAGAAUUGGGCAUGUCUUCAGAAUGUUUGGAAGCUGCUCUUGUGCCUGAAACAGCGACCUUCUCCCCUGGUUUGAAGUUGAAAAUAAUCAAGUUACUGGAGAACUCUGCUCAUGUGCCUUCUUUUCAAGUGAAGUAUUCUAAAGAUGGCUCUUUGGCACCACAAGGUACUUUGUUUACAGAGGGCGAUAAUACUAACAAAGACUGGGCUGAUUCAGUAGAAAAUGGUUUCCACAAUUGUGGUGAUUGUGGUGAAGAUUUCAUUUCUGGCCAAUGUUUUCUCAGCCAAGAUGGUUACCGAUGCUAUGUUCAUCCAUUCAUCGAGAAAAAGUUGAGGAACUUGUGGGAUCAUAUUUUUAAGUCAAAUAAGCAUGCAAUAUUUUGUCAUGAGCAAUCAACCGGUGCUCCACAUGAACAAUGUGUUGGUAGCUCAUUAACAGAACCUGAACAACUGGCAGACAUAUCUGCAUCAGAUCAAGUUUCUAAAGCAAAAUCAUCAGGUAUCCUUGAGCAUUCACCCCAUGAUGAAAUAGAAGGAGAAAUAGUUUAUCUACAAUCCAGGCUACUAAACAAUUUUGGUGAUUCAAAGCAGAGAAAUGAAGAUCUGGUACUCAAGAUUGUCCAGAGUCUUUCGCAUGACCUGGAUUCUUUCAAUAAGAGAAAAUGGGACCAUAUCAUUGCAAAUCAGUUCCUCCGUGACUUAAGGGAAGCCAAGAAGCGUGGAAACACAGAGAGGAGACACAAGGAAGCUCAGGCUAUCAUGGCUGCAGCUGCACCUUGUAUGUUACCUACCUCGCAAAAUGCACCAGUGAGGAAAGUGGCAGAAUGCGAUGUACCGUCUGCCAAACAAGAGUCUGUUCCUGAUGUAGUGACUGCCAAGCAAGAUGUUCAUAGUCCCAAACAAGAGAGUAUACCAAAAUCCAAUACUGGAUCUUCAAGAGUUAGCCAAAUGAUUUCUGUGCAACAAGCAAAUGAUUCAUCACCUAACAGUAAAAUGUCAGCAGAAGCUAAUAUUGGCAUUUUUGAUCUGGCAAAGUUUUCCAAGAAAAAUGCUCUUCCAUGUGAUAUUUGCAUGAGAUGUGAGACUGUACUUAACCGGAUAUUUGUCUGCUCCAGCUGCAAGGCUGCUGUGCACUUGGAUUGCUAUUGGAGUGUGACAAAUCCUGCAGGCCCCUGGAAGUGUGAACUUUGCCAAGAGAUGCCAUCAGAUGCUGUUGCUGGCAGUCAAUCAGAUUGCAAUGGUGCAAAACCAUGCUUGGCGCAGUGUGAUUUGUGCAAUGGCACAUCUGGUGCUUUUAGAAAAACAAUAAAGGGGCGAUGGGUUCAUUCUUUUUGUGCUGAGUGGCUGUUGGAGAGCAUGUUCACAAGGGGACAAUGUAAUGCAGUAGAUGGAAUGGAGAGCCUUCCCAAGGAUAAGGACACAUGCUCUAUCUGCCACCACAAUGUUGGCGUAUGCUUGAAGUGCAGUAAUGUGGACUGUCAAAUUACUUUCCAUCCUGCAUGCGCUAGGGAUGCUGGUUUUUACAUGGAUACAAAAAAGGUUGGUAGCAUGUUGCGACAUAAAGCAUAUUGUGGCAAACAUGGUAUUGAGCAAAGAAAGGCUGACUUACAACUACAUGGGCCUGAGGAGGUCAAGAGCAUGAAAAAAAUGAGGGUUCAUUUGGAAAUAUUACGCCUUAUUUGUGAAAGGAUUGUGAAAAGAGAGAAAUUGAAGAAAGAUUUGGUUGUAUGUGGACAUGAUAUACUGGCUGCAAAAAGGAAUUCUAUUGCCUCGUCAAUGCGGACUUCAUAUUGUGGAUCUGGACCUGGAGCAAGUUCAGAAUCUGCAACAACUUCUGUCAAUAACUCAUAUAGUGGGAUAAUGCAGAGAUCAGAUGAUGUCACAGUGGACAGUAUUAUUUCCAGGAAACCUACCGUCAGAUUCUCUCUCAAUAACAGGGAUGCUGAUAGGAACACAGCCGACAGUUCAACAUCAUCAAUAUCUUACAAGCAGAAGCUGGAUGAUCGGGAAUCACUUGCUGAUAUGAAUCUUCCGAAGAAACCAGCGACUGCCAUGCAGAAAUCAGAAGAGGGCGAAAUGAAAUCAUUAGAUAAAAAGAGCCAACGCCCUCCAAAGAGCAUUGUCUACACUCGACGUAGCGCCUUGUCAAAAAAGAAGCAAUUGAGUCAGAAUGUAGAAGGACCUGGUGGAUAGCAGACAACCAAGGUGGCUCCUUCGUGGAUAGCCAGAGAAUGUUUCAUGCUCUGUCCAUGUGGAAAGCACAUGCAGCCAGCGGAGCUGGCCAGUGUAACCAUGAUAUUUUGCCAUAGGGGCACGGUCGGCCAAAGUUGUAAAAAUGGCGCAGAUGGAGUUCUUCCAACUGUGAUUUGAGCUUCCGACCAGAAUGAGUAUGACCCCUCAAGCUCACAGCACUAAGACAUGGGGUAAACGGGCAGAAUUCAUCCACUGAUUUAGUUUCUAGAAGGCUAAUUUGUGAGAUAUGCUUUGUAUAUUAGCAAAUUUGCAAUUGUUUUUUGUUCUGUAAAAGAAAACAAACAAUUGCCAUUAGUGGAUGAUUGAAGAAAAGCGAGGCAAGUGUUGUUAGACUGACAUCUGUAGCUGACAGUUUCCUGGUAGCUAACCAGAACAUGAGUGAAUUAACAGUAGUAGCACAUGUAGGUUCAUAUGUGCUAUGAAGAUUAGCUGUUGCGUCGAUGUAUGACAUACAUUUCUUGUGACAUGUAAUGAACCCAUGCCGGAGUUUUUGAAAGAGC
This is a messenger RNA of Oryza brachyantha (malo sina), 4305 nucleotides long. RefSeq lists its product as uncharacterized. NCBI's taxonomy places the organism in Eukaryota, Viridiplantae, Streptophyta, Magnoliopsida, Poales, Poaceae. The coding region runs from base 38 to 3745 and encodes 1235 amino acids. Gene Ontology annotation, biological process: regulation of transcription by RNA polymerase II. The record is from RefSeq and is a predicted model, not a curated record. The transcript is spliced from 20 exons.